Anopheles maculipalpis is the source of this 1514-nucleotide messenger RNA. RefSeq names its product protein Spindly-B (gene Spindly). Bases 6 to 1514 code for a protein of 502 amino acids. The transcript has a single exon. The record is from RefSeq and is a predicted model, not a curated record. NCBI's taxonomy places the organism in Eukaryota, Metazoa, Arthropoda, Insecta, Diptera, Culicidae.
CACCUAUGGAGAAGCCUGCUUCCAGUAAACAACUCCUCGCGGAGAAUGAAGAUCUACGCCAACAGUUGCACGUCUUCAAGAACAAGUUUGAGAUUGCCAACAAAACAAUCUUCGAUUUGUCAGAAGAGCUGGAACAGGUGGUGGUAAAAUCGGCCGAAGAAAAGAAACAAAUACGCUCCACUUAUGAGGAGCAGCUGAAGGCACAAAAAUCGAUCAUAGAUCAAUUAAAAGCACAGUUAGAGGAAAAGAAUGACAUCCUUCCAGGUUCCGAUCCGGCUCCCGAAAUACCGGCGACUGCCAUUUCCGACCAGCAAGAAUUGCUAUCUCGUGCGAAACAAGAUUGGGAAAAUGAGGAAAAACGAUAUCUUUUCGAGCUCGAAUUGCUUCAGGAAAAGUUCCAAUCUACUUCGGAAGGGCUCCAACAAGCCAAAUGGGAACUGUCCAAAACUAGCGAGGAACUCCAGCAGGCGAAAGAACGGCUCGAAUACAAGCAAUCAGAUUUACUUAUCGAAAGGGAAAAGGCAAACGAGCUGCGCACGUUGCUUGAAGCUGCCCAGCAGCAGAACGCUUUACUGUCGGCUGAACUCGCUGGCAUCCGGUCCGGUUCAAGCAAUGAAAAUACGAAAGGAAAUUCCCUGUUCGGCGAGGUGGCUGAUCAACGCACCAAAGUGCUGAAGACAUUCGCCACACUGAAGGCGGUCCACAUCAAGCUGAAGCAGGAGCACGCCGAUUGUCCGAGACAGAUACGGGAGUUGCGCGAUAUAAACCAGCAAUCCGAGCGAUUGUACGGACAGUGUUUGAAAUUGAUUAAAGCGGCAGAGUAUGAUAACUUGUUCAAAUUACGGGAGCAAAACGGUGACCUUCACGAGCAGCUUGAGAGAGCGUUGGCCCGUGUUCGCUAUUUGGAACACGAGAUGGCAACCAAAAGUGCCGAUUGGGUGAACAAACUGGUGCUGUACUACACGGAAGAGAUGCGAAAGUUGGAACAGAGGUUGCGUACCUGUCAGUUUCAGCAACGGGAAGCAAUGGAAUUGCGCCAAGAUGCGGUAAAGGAGGCAUGGAUGUGGCGGCUAGAGGCACAACGGUUGAGGACGAAUGCUUUGAACGUUGAACGUGCGGAGUGUCCUACAGCGACAAAGUCUGAAGACCCAGCCAAUUCUACAAAAAUCGAAAUAAAGGAUGUAACUGAGGUGGAAUGUAGCGACAAGGAGAAUGAAGGCAUUUCUCGGUCCGAAACAGCUGCCACGCCUUACAGCAAGGAACCGGAAUCUGACGAUGAAGCUUGCAGCACUGUUCCAAGUGUUGGCAAUACUGUACAGAUGGCUCCGAAACCUGUUGGAGCUCUGCAAGAGAUUAAGCAAGAAAAUCCGGAACCGGAUACAGCCACCUUCAAAAUUGUGCCUCUGAAAUGUUACAAAAUCACUGACCUAAUGAAGCUUCAGAACAAAGGGCUCAACAAAACUGAUACGGAAUGCCGAGCCAAUGAGGAUGAGGGCACGGAAAAACCACAAUAA